UUUACAUCUAUGAAGAUUAUAUUUGCCGUUGGUCACACUGCCAAAACGAAAAACAAAAUAAUUGUAACAAUUUUAGCGAGAACAAAAAUAACACAGUGUAAUUAUUUUAAACAAGUUCAGUCUGUGCAAUAGGUAUUUGUAAGAGAGAUUACAAGAAAAGUAAACAUGGCAACAUUACCGCCCCGAAAGAAUCAAACGCCAACCCGCAUUUGCCAAACCAUGAAGCCUCACUUGACUCCUCUCCAGACGUUGCUGCAAAUGGGUUUCCAGAAGCAUAGAGCUGAAAAGGCUCUAGCUUCAACCGGCAAUAGAGGCGUACAGAUAGCAUCUGAUUGGCUUCUGGCCCAUGUUAACGAUGCAGCUUUGGACGAAUGUGCUCCACGCGAGUACAUUAUUUAUGCAUGCCCAACUGGACCAUUUCUACAGCAGCUGGAGGAGUUCUGGUCAAAAUCACGCCAAAUGUGCGGUUGGAAUGGGGCGCACAACUAUGUGCCCCACAUAACGCUAGUAUCAUUCUUUAAGGCCCCCGACGAAUGCUCUCUGCAGCUGUCGAAAGCUCUUAAGCAAGUCGUGGAUAUGACAGGCGCACUGCUCGAUCGGCCUAUCAAAUUAGAGCCAUAUAUGAGCCAAAACUUUAUGGGAUUCUUUGUGGCCGAGGAUGAUGCCAACUAUUUGAAACGUCUUGCUUUACAAUAUGUUAAGGAGGUUUCCAACUCAAUUAUAAGCGAUACUUACGAGCAGCUGGAUGCCAUUGUCGCCUGCUUCCCUUGGUGUGGAGCAGUUUCAUCAGGCACCCGCUGUAUUCCGCGGAGCAGUCGAUCCAUCUCACUCGAGCCACACGUAAAGAGCCUGCACCUGACGCUCGCCUAUCAGUUUCCGCAGGCACAAUUCAAUGCACUGAAAUCACUUGUGGAAACCCUCGAUGCCAGCUGUGCAUCCAAUUGGGAGCUGCGUUUGUAUUCCCGCGACCCACGACUCGCCACCAAACAAGUGCAAAAAGUAGUAUAUCCCCAUAACCCGCAUGAAACGGACGAGCUGGAGUUGCGUAUUGGGGAUUAUAUUUACUUAAAUAGCGAAGGCGUUGAUAGUUCCAGUGACGGCUGGGCAGAGGGAAUAUCUUGGCUAACUGGUAGCACUGGUCAUUUGCCAGUUAAUUACACGGAGCGCACCGCUGAAUCGGAUGCCUGGACAUUGCAUCGUGUGGUUCAGCUUUCGAAGAGUGUAGCAUCGUCACUUAACUCUGCCGAAGAUAUAGACAUUGUUGACGGACGGAGUAUAUCCACAGAGCCCGAGGAGCGUCAGCGAGAGCUGCAGCAAAGCGCACAACAUCCUGAGAUUAUAGAGGGCUCCUCUUUUGAGGAGUCAGAGCAGAGCGUCGAAAAAUACUUGCGUCAGACCUUGCAGCCCUGCCUGGAAUUGCCGUCGGUGCAGCUCCUAAACAGUCAUAAUCUAACUCUUCAGCAUAAUCAGCACACUCCUACAAUUGAGAUUACAGCGAAUAUGUCUUCCAACUCACUAUCUCAAAACGUUGAUGAGAUCAUGGUGGAACCAUUAGCGGAGCAGUUACCACGACCGGAUGAUACACUCAGCGUGCACUCGGAUCAUUCACACCCGCACUUGCAGCCAAAUGCAUUGGAUGCCGAACCCAGUAAGAAUCGCAAGAUCUACAUUAUGAGGCAUGGCGAACGAGUGGAUUUUACUUUUGGCACCUGGAUACCCUAUUGCUUUAACGAGUUCGGCAACUAUAUGCGCAAAGAUCUCAAUAUGCCUAAGGUAUUGCCACAUCGUAGGAACAGUCCCGAAGGCUGGCAAAACGACUCGCCUUUGACAAAUGUGGGGCUAUACCAGGCGCGUCUAACCGGUGAGGCUCUGCUGGAGGCUAAUGUACAAAUCGAUCAUGUGUACUGUUCACCCUCAUACCGAUGCGUUCAAACUUGUACAAGUGCUUUGGAGGGUCUUCAAUUGAAUGGUAAACACAAAAUUAAGCUGGAGCCUGGAUUGUUUGAGUGGAUGGCCUGGUAUCCCAAUGGUGUGCCCGAUUGGUUAAGCAAGAAAGAGUUAACUGACUCCAGGUACGAUAUUGAUUUGACCUACGAGCCUGUGCAGCAAGCCACAGAUUUAACAGCCCAGUUAAAGGAAUCAACGGAACAGUUUUAUAUGCGUAACCAUGAAGUGCUACUACAGUUGCUGGAGCGGACCACUGGUAAUCUUCUUGUUGUCGCACAUGCCACUACAUUGGAUACGUGCUCGCGCCAACUGACAGGUGGAGCAGCACGCAAUACCAACGAGCUGCGACAGGUUAUACACAAAAUACCCUACUGUAGCCUGGUCACAGUAGAACAGUUGGAUGGUGUAUGGAAAUUGGUCGAACCAGAUUGCCUGCCCGUAACACACUCUAAAAAUCCACGAUUUGAGUGGAGUGCUCUGUCGACCACCUAGUGCCCGUGCUUGGAGCAGUUUCUGUGCAAGCAUUGAGACUGAACCGAAACUCACAUCACACAACAUUACACAUAUUCAGAAAUAAACAUACGUAAUUUGUUAAGUUUAAUAAUUGGCAUCCAAAGCGCUAACAUUAUUUACAUGCGAUGUAUCCACUGAUGACUAUAAUAUUACUGCCAUACGUUUAUACCGGAAUUAAAUGAAAACACCCUUGCUUACAAUAUAAACAUAAAUAUUUA
Drosophila hydei is the source of this 2678-nucleotide messenger RNA. RefSeq names its product protein UBASH3A homolog (gene Epp). The transcript is spliced from 8 exons. Gene Ontology annotation, molecular function: protein binding. NCBI's taxonomy places the organism in Eukaryota, Metazoa, Arthropoda, Insecta, Diptera, Drosophilidae. The record is from RefSeq and is a predicted model, not a curated record. Bases 166 to 2439 code for a protein of 757 amino acids.